GCUUUAAAAGACGACCCUACUCCCAUUCUCUCCACACGGACGGUUCUACAAAAGACAGCAGUGUCCGAGGCCACCUUUCAAAUUUCUUUUUAAAGAAACAAAACUCUCGGUCUUUGACGGUUUCAAUUUCAGCCUCGACACCAGCACCGUUCAGUAGCAAUGACAGAGGCUAGCAGUGAUGACUUGUUUCUGCCUGCCUGCCAUGACGAGGCGCUGGUUGACAACCUGCUCUCCAGCGAGGAACCAGAUGGAGGUGAAGAUAUUUCCCUGGUCAAAGCACUCCUCCCUGUCCUGGACUCUCCCUUCCCCCUCAUCCCGUGGGUGUGCUCCACCCGUUACAAGACGGAACUGUGCAGCCGCUAUGCCUCCUCUGGUGUCUGCCAGUAUGCCGAGCGCUGCCAGUUCGCCCACGGCAUCCAUGACCUCCGCGUUCCCUCCCGCCACCCCAAGUACAAAACGGAGCUCUGCCGCAGUUUCCACACAGCCGGCCACUGCUGCUAUGGAAGCCGCUGCCUCUUCGUCCACGGCCCCACUGAGCAACGCCCUGCCCCGCGUGGCCGCAGGAACAUACCCUGCCGCAACUACCGCACUUUUGGCGUCUGCCCCUAUGGCACACGCUGCAGCUUCCUGCAUGUGGAUGACAAUGAGGCCAGCAGGAGCACGUCUGAGUCAAUGGACGGCGGUGACAAGACUAGAGUGCAACAACCGGGCAGGGAAUGGAAGCCCAGAGGCGCCCUGUGCCGCACCUUCAGUUCAUUCGGCUUCUGCCUGUACGGAACACGCUGCCACUUCCAACACGGCCUCCCCAACAAAGUGAGAAGCUCAAAGCACAGCUUCGCCUCUCAGCUGUCACCAGGCAGCGACGGCCUGUCAUCCCCCACGUCCCCAUUCGCCUUUUCCAGCUCCUCCACGCCAUCGUCUCCGUCCUCGACCUCCCCGUUGGCGACGCCACCGGCAGAGGUCACGGCCCACAACGCGUUCACUUUCUCCAGCCAGCACCUGAGCAACCUGCUGCUACCGCUGGCUCUUCACCUGCAGCAGCUGGAGGGCAGCAAGGCCCACGACCUGUGGGACAAGUGUGACUGAAUGUGGCGAGAACCAGGAGAGCGCUCGACACUGCAGCUGAAGUUUUAGUUUUUAACCUUUUUUCUAUCAUGGAAUCUAAACUUUUAUGUAAUUUUUUUUUUAUACCUGUUUAAUUUUUAGUCAAGCGCACAAUUCUGCAUCACUACAGCUAUGAGUGUAACUUAAUUUUUAAACUAUUGUACAUACUUUUAUUAAUGAAGUGAGAGAUGCCUGACUCGGUAUAAUAAACUAAUUUUAAAACUA
Doryrhamphus excisus (bluestripe pipefish) is the source of this 1329-nucleotide messenger RNA. It is a transcript of the gene cth1, whose product is annotated as cysteine three histidine 1. Lineage: Eukaryota; Metazoa; Chordata; Actinopteri; Syngnathiformes; Syngnathidae. Gene Ontology annotation, molecular function: metal ion binding; mRNA binding. The record is from RefSeq and is a predicted model, not a curated record.